Molecule: messenger RNA, 1608 nt
Organism: Purpureocillium takamizusanense
Lineage: Eukaryota; Fungi; Ascomycota; Sordariomycetes; Hypocreales; Ophiocordycipitaceae
Exons: 8
Coding region: 1-1608 (535 amino acids)
Biological process (GO): oligopeptide transport; transmembrane transport
Cellular component (GO): plasma membrane; fungal-type vacuole
Molecular function (GO): tripeptide transmembrane transporter activity; dipeptide transmembrane transporter activity
Source: RefSeq, a predicted model, not a curated record
AUGGAGAUUGAGUCUAAGACAGUGCCUGCGGCCGACACGGCCAGCAUGGCCGAGCACGACGAUGCGAAGAACGAUACGGAGCAGUUUCGCGGCCUCAGACGUAUCCCCGAUAAACUGCCAGCGGUUGCGCUGCUUAUUCUUGUCGUCGAGCUCGGCGAGAGAGCAACCUAUUUUGGUCUAUCAGGCCCAUUCCAAAACUACAUUAACAACCCGUAUGCACCUGGGUCUGACCUCCCAGGAGCUUUGGGGAAGGGUCAAGCCGUGGCUACCGCGCUGGGAAACUUCUUCAAAUUCUGGGCCUAUGCUUCUACCGUGAUUGGCGCCAUCAUCGCCGAUCAAUACCUCGGCAAGUACAAAGCCAUUUUAUGUGCAUGCGGCGUUUACAUCGUCGGACUCGUAAUUCUCGUCGCCACUGCCUCUCCAUCCGCCAUCACAAAUGGUGCGGGUUUGGGUGGACUCGUCGCCGCCAUGGUUACGAUUGGACUAGGCACGGGCGGCAUCAAGGCCAACGUGACGCCCAUGUGCGCCGAGCAAUACCAAAACUCUCACCCGGUCCUGAAGACCCUCAAGUCAGGGGAACAGGUUAUUGUUGACCCGGACCUGACGGUGCAGAGGCUGUUCAUGUGGUUCUACUGGGUCGUCAAUAUUGGAGCUCUGUCACCUCUCAUCACCGUCAACGUCGAGAAGCAUCACUCUUUCUGGCUAGCAUAUUUAAUACCUCUGAUCAUUAUCCUGUUAUCUGCCGGCGUCUUCGUUUGGGGGCGAAAGAAGUACGUCAAGGUACCUCCGAUGGGCUCUGCCAUUCUCGAUGCGUUUCGUACAGUGAGCAUUGCAGUCAAGGAGAAAGGGUUCCAUAAUGCGCGUCCCUCUGUGCUGCUGGAGCGAGGGCAUGCAGACAGAUACCCCAUCGCCAGGCAAGAGAGGUACACGGACUCAUACGUCGGUGACGUCCAGCGUGGUCUGAAGAGCUGCAAGAUGUUUUUGUUUUUCCCAUUCUAUUUUAUCUGCUGGAACCAGAUGUGGAACAACCUCAUAUCUCAAGCCGGCACAAUGGCUCUGCACGGAACGCCAAACGACCUGCUACAGAAUCUCGAUCCCAUUGCGCUCUGUAUCUUCAUACCAUUUCUAGACGUCGUUGUUUAUCCCCUGCUGCGCAAGUACAAGAUCGACUUUGACCCAGUCACCCGCAUCUUCAUGGGUUUCAUGUUUGCGUCCUUUGCCAUGAUUUACGCCUGCGUCUUGCAGCACUACAUUUACAACUCGCCACCAAAGAGCAUACACGUUUGGAUCCAGGCGCCCAGCUAUGUCCUGGUGGCCUUCUCUGAGGCGUUCGUCAUCAUUACGGGCCUCGAGCUUGCCUUUACUCAGGCGCCGAAGAACCUUCGGUCCGUCAUUUCGGCGUUGUUCUGGUUGACUAUUGCCGUGGCGGCGGCCAUUUGCAUCGCGCUCGGAGCCGUCUCGCAGGACCCCUACCUUGUGUGGAUGUACGGAUCAUUAGCUAUUGUAGGGUUUGUGGCGGGAUGUCUGUUCUAUAUCUGCUUCUUUCCCGGCAGGAGAAGGUGGUCUCCGCGCGAGGAAGUGGUGAUUGAGGGAACAGCACGUGAGUAA